AUGGGUUUGGGAGCUAAGAUCAAGAACGCUCUCCACAGUGACGACCACCCUCAAAAGACCACAUAUGAGGGUGAACAGCCACCCGGAGCAUUUCCCUCCGACUCUACCACAGCUGGAACCACCAAACACACUACUGGUGGAUACACUGGAGGAACUACCGGUACCACAGGCACCACCGGAAGCCAUACAACGGGUACCACCGGCACUGGCACUCAUCACACCAGCAACACCACCACUGGCUACAAUGAUCCCGAUGGAGUUCACGGCCCUCACUCCGGAAGAGCUGCAAACAAGGUUGAUCCCAGAGUCGACUCGGAUCGCGACCACCGUGGUGCUCCUACUGCAGGCUUGACCGGUAACAACACCUAUGGCAAUACCUACGACAACACCACCAGCACCGGUCACGCCGGAGGCCUGCACAGCAACCCUCACGGCACUACUGGAGGUAUUGGAGGCGUCGCCGGCAACACCACCACCGGCUACAACGAUCCCGAUGGAGUUCACGGCCCUCACUCCGGAAGAGCUGCAAACAAGGUUGAUCCCAGAGUCGACUCGGACCGUGACCAUCGCGGUGCGCCUGGCGCCGGCCUCACCGGCACCCACCGUCCUCACGACUCCGGUGUCGAAGUCGCCCACGGCGUUGGGCACAACAAGCCCUACAAGGGCGACUACCUUGCCAACGCCGAGCGUUCCAACGCUCAAGACCCCUACUGGGGUGACGUCGGCCGAGAUGGUGCUGCCGUCAAUAAGGAUCUCCCUCUACGUCCCAAUGAGUCUGCCGUUGGCCACGGAGGUCCUCAGGCCGUUGGCGGAGGUCAAUACAACCCUGCGGCGUCCACUCACCACGACCCUGCCUCCAGCGUCGACCGCUCCAUGGAGGGCCGCGACUUCACUCACCCCCACGGCUCCGGCGCCGGAGUCGGUAGUGCCGGCGGUGACCCCUACAGCGGUGUUCACAACGCUGCCCACAACCCUCAGGCAGCCCUGGCCGGCGGCAACGUCAACGACCCGUACGAUACUCGCAUGAGAGAUAGAGACAUGGGCCGUGAGCGCACCGGACACGGAGCUGCUGGUGCUGGCAUCGGCGCCGGCGUUGGCGCUGGUGCUGCCGUGGCUGCUGGCCAAGCUGCCCACAGACAUCACCGCGAUGACAUGCACGAGUCUGGCAUCGCUGGCACCAACACUGUUGGCGGCGUCAACUCUCCCGUUGGCCACAGCACCCACGGAACCCACGGCGCCAUCACUGGAACCCACGGUGGUGUCACUGGCACCCAUGGCGGUGUUCACGAUCACCACCGCUCCAGCCUGACUGGCAACGAGCCUGGUGUCCCCAAGUCUAGCAUGCUUGACCCCUACAACGAAUCUCCUACUAGCACCCACGGCACCCACAGCAACGUUGCUGGCGCUGGACUCGGAGGAUACACUGGAUCUUCUGGUUUGAACCAAGGUAUGCAAUCUUCCCAUGUCCCUGGCACCACCGGCCUGGGACCCCGAGGAAUGGGCCCUGACCAUUAUGGCCCAGGACAUGACGGAGCCAAGGUUUUCCACACCUGCACCAGGUGCGGCGAGGACAAUGAUAUCAGCAGAUAUUUCAAGAAGGAUGCUGUUUACCGUAUGAACUAA
Colletotrichum godetiae is the source of this 1623-nucleotide messenger RNA. RefSeq lists its product as uncharacterized. NCBI's taxonomy places the organism in Eukaryota, Fungi, Ascomycota, Sordariomycetes, Glomerellales, Glomerellaceae. Bases 1 to 1623 code for a protein of 540 amino acids. The record is from RefSeq and is a predicted model, not a curated record. The transcript has a single exon.